CGGGCUCAAAGAUCUAAUCUGUUCUCUGUAUUUACGUGUGUGGUUUCGAAACUUUUCCUCCUCGUUAACUUUCACUAAAACUUUGGUAUGAGAGAAGAAAAAUGUUUUUCUUAUUAUGCGAAUUGUAAUGUAGAUGCAGCUGAUUGUGAAGUUCCACUGAUGGAUCACAAGAAAUCCAGGUAUCCAUUUUGCGUAGUAUGGACCCCAAUUCCCAUUUUAACAUGGCUUUGUCCAAUAAUUGGGCAUAUGGGUAUUGCAAUGUCAACAGGUGUUAUUCGAGAUUUCGCUGGCCCGUAUUAUGUUUCAGAAGAUGAUAUGGCAUUCGGAAAGCCUACUAAAUACUGGCAGUUGAAUAUAAAUCAAUUAAAAGGAGGAAGAUCAAAAUGGGAUGCUGCCGUAUCUGAAGCGUCAGAGGAGUAUAAAGGAAGAAUGCAUAAUUUAUGUUGUGAUAAUUGUCAUUCUCAUGUUGCUUUAGCCUUGAAUCUGAUGCAGUAUAACGAUUGUACAUCAUGGAACAUGGUUAAACUGUGUAUUUACAUGUGUAUUUAUGGGAAAUAUGUCAGCUUUGUUGGCUUUCUAAAAACUUGGUUUCCAUUCCUACUUUUGGCUGGUUCACUCACAACCAUUCUGACACUGAUGCAUUAUUUGUAAGAAUAUGAAUGUUAUGAAGCAUUAUGUUAAUAUUGUAUUAUUUCCUUUCCUUGCUAGUCAAACGGGAAAAUUUGUUUAUGUAAGUAAAGUAAAAUAUGAAUUAUAAUUGUUUCUGUAUAUAUUCAAUUUCAGUCAAGUAUUAAUGAUGUUUAUUCCUCGUUAACAUACAUAUCUUUAAUUCUCCCAGUAUCUUUGUUAUUCCAUGCAUAAUCAAAUUUUGACAGUAAAUAUCAUGCCAUUUAUAUAUAGAGAAGAACCAAAGUGUUUACUGAAUGUAACUUGUUGAAAUCUAUGUAUACAAACUGUUUUUAACUGUGUAUUAUAUUACAUGUAUAAUAAUCAUGAGAAUAAAACUCAAUUUUAAACCUGUA
Molecule: messenger RNA, 1022 nt
Organism: Stegodyphus dumicola
Lineage: Eukaryota; Metazoa; Arthropoda; Arachnida; Araneae; Eresidae
Product: transmembrane protein 222
Source: RefSeq, a predicted model, not a curated record